AUGGCUAAAUUUGGUAAUAAACCUGGAAAUAAAGCAUCCAAAAGAAAGACAUGUGCUUAAAAAUACAAAAUAGCAAAAAGGGUAAAAGACCACAACAGAAAAAUGAAUAAAGAAGCUAAAAAAUUGAAAUCAUUAGGAAUAAUGAAAAAAAGUAAAAUAAAAUAAAUAUAUAUAUAAAAUAAAAAAAAAAAAUUAGAAAUGACUCAAAAAAAAAAAAAAGCCUUAUAAGAAUAACAAAAUGAUGAAGAAUAAAAUUUUAAAAAAACAAAUUAGACUAAAUUUCAUUUCGAAGACGAAAGCAUUUUUAAAAAGAAAAAAAAAAAUGUAUCUAAUUUAGAAUUAAUAAAAAAAUAAGGAACAUAUUAUUAAAAAAAUCUAGAAUAAUUCAUAGACUAAGCUGAUGUAUUUUUAUAUCUUUUAGACUCAAGAGAUCCUAAUAUGUAUAGAAAUACACAUGUAGAAGAAUAAAUUAAAAAUUAAGGAAAAAAGCUGAUUUUAGUAUUAAAUAAAGCAGAUUUGAUUCCAUAAAAUAAUUUAGAAUUUUGGUUAACAUAAUUAAGAGUAGAUAAUAAUGUUAUUUGUUAUUCCUCUAAAAUGAAAAAUUUAGAGAUACCUGAUACUAAAAACUAAUAAAAAUUUUUUAAACUAACUUAAAUUUUACCUAUUUAAACUCUUGUUGAAUUGCUAAAGUCUUUUUAAAAUGUAUAAAAUUAAAUUGAAGAUGAAAAUUCAAAUGAAUAACAAAAUCUUUUAAAAAUAGGUGUUUUAGGAUAUCCUUAUGUAGGAAAAUCAACAUUACUUGACUAAUUAUAAAACUUUUAAACUGCAGAAUUAUAAUUAGUUCAAUAUAGUUAUGUUAUUAUUGACACAGAAAAUAAGAAAAAGAAUGUUUUGAGAAAUAUUCUUGAAGUUGAUGAGAUUUAAAAGCCAAUUGAUAUAGUUGAAGAAAUUUUAAAGAAAGUGAAUAAAAAUAAUCUUUUGAUUUUAUAUAAAAUUCCUGAUUUUAAAAAUAAUCUUUAGUUCUUAUAAAAUGUAGAGACUGCGAAAAAAUUCAAAAAUAAAAAUACUGAAAAUGUUGCUAAAUUAGUUAUUAAAGAUUUUUUAAAUGGUAAUAUUUAAUAUACAUCUAAAUGA
Messenger RNA from Ichthyophthirius multifiliis, 1134 nucleotides. RefSeq lists its product as hypothetical. Gene Ontology annotation, cellular component: nucleolus. Lineage: Eukaryota; Ciliophora; Oligohymenophorea; Hymenostomatida. The record is from RefSeq and is a predicted model, not a curated record. The transcript is spliced from 3 exons.